CUCUCCUGGAUCUCUGUGGUACCAUCAACACCUUUAAGGAGCAUACUAGUUACACAUGUUGCCUUUUGAAGCUCUGAACCUCUUUCCGAGCUACAGACUUGAAGCUCUGACAGGCAUCUAGGAGCCCAGCUGAACCCUACCUGUCAGAUAGUACAAUGCCCAGCUCCACAUCCAAGUUCCUCAGCAGCAGCCCCAAGACUGGAAGAGCUGUUCUUGGUUUCCAGCUGUUCUUAGACCCACCAAGCCUCCUUUGGUUGUGCACCCCACCCUCCUUGCCUUGUCCCUUGCAGGUCCAGCUACAGCUACUGACAGCCAUUGUGAAGCUCUUCCUGAAGAAGCCAACAGAGACUCAGGAGCUGGUGCAGCAGGUCCUCAGUCUGGCCACUCAGGACUCAGACAACCCAGACCUUCGGGACCGUGGCUACAUCUACUGGCGCCUGCUCUCCACCGACCCUGUAGCUGCCAAAGAGGUGGUGCUGGCCGAGAAGCCCCUCAUCUCAGAGGAGACAGACCUUAUUGAGCCUACACUACUAGAUGAGCUCAUCUGCUACAUUGGCACACUGGCUUCUGUCUACCACAAGCCACCCAGCGCCUUUGUGGAGGGUGGCCGAGGAGUGGUGCAUAAGAGUCUGCCACCCCGCACUGCCUCGAGCGAGAGCACAGAGAGCCCUGAGACAGCCCCUACUGGAGCAGCCUCUGGUGAUCAGCCUGAUGUCAUCCCUGCCCAGGGCGACCUGUUAGGUGACCUCCUCAAUCUGGACCUUGGGCCUCCAGUGAGUGGUCCACCUUUGGCUGCCUCCUCAGUGCAGAUGGGAGCUGUGGACCUUCUUGGUGGUGGCCUCGACAGCCUGAUGGGGGAUGAACCUGAAGGGAUUGGAGACACCAACUUUGGGGCACCUCCAGCAGUGACAGCAGCAGCAGCAGCAGCAGCAGCAGCACCAGCCAGACUUGGAGCACCCCUCAGCAGUGGCUUAAGUGACCUCUUUGACCUGACCAGUGGCGUGGGCACCCUUUCAGGAUCCUAUGUAGCUCCUAAAGCAGUCUGGCUCCCUGCCAUGAAAGCCAAGGGCCUGGAGAUCUCGGGCACCUUCACCCGCCAGGUUGGCUCCAUCUCCAUGGACCUGCAGCUGACUAACAAAGCCCUGCAGGUCAUGACAGAUUUUGCCAUCCAGUUCAAUCGUAACAGCUUCGGCUUGGCCCCCGCUGCACCACUCCAGGUGCACGCGCCGCUCAGUCCCAACCAGACUGUGGAGCUCUCCCUGCCUCUCAGCACCGUGGGCUCAGUCAUGAAGAUGGAGCCUCUGAACAAUCUUCAGGUGGCUGUGAAGAACAACAUCGAUGUCUUCUACUUCAGUACCUUGUACCCACUGCACGUCCUCUUUGUGGAGGACGGGAAGAUGGACCGGCAGAUGUUCUUGGCCACAUGGAAAGACAUUCCCAACGAGAAUGAAGCCCAGUUCCAGAUCAGAGACUGCCCACUCAACACAGAGGCUGCCAGCAACAAGCUCCAAAGCAGUAACAUCUUCACCGUCGCCAAGAGGAAUGUGGAGGGCCAGGACAUGCUCUACCAGUCUCUGAAGUUGACCAACGGCAUCUGGGUGCUGGCAGAGCUGCGGAUCCAGCCAGGCAACCCCAGCUUCACGCUGUCCCUGAAGUGUCGAGCACCAGAGGUGUCCCAGCAUGUAUACCAGGCCUACGAGACUAUCCUCAAGAACUGAAGUCCCUCCAGCAUCCACCCCAGCCUUCUGCCAGCCCUAUUGUGGAGCCCCUGUGGGUGGCGGGUACCUCCUCCUUUCUUUGGGGAAAGGCCAGGUGGACUCCUGACCAUCCAAGAAGCUCCCUUGAGCCUAAUUGAGGGCCGGGAGCAGGGCCAUGCCCCCUCCUGGAGUGAUAUCUCUGUGUAUCUCCAGUAGCUGUUUUUCCAUUGCUGUUGAUGUGGGAUCAAAGGAAAUGGAGCCAGCAUAGCAGCAGAAGCUGGACCGGAGGCCACAGGGUGCUCUUCCUUCUCCCUUUGCCUGGGGGUGAGCAUGGAACUCCCUUUGGGGUCCCAGCCCAUAAUCCCUGCCCUGUCUCCCCACUGAGCCUGUCCUGGGUAGUCUGGGUGCCAAUAUUACUUGCUCUGUCACAGUCUUGGGACUCCAGGGGCUAGAUGUGCUGGGCAGAUAGGAGCCCAGAGGAGCAACCUGGGCCAGCACUAUAUACCCCAUAUAUACCCAGUGGUGCUCUGUGACUGCCUGCAUGGUCCAGAGCCAUCUGGAAUUCUGUUCCCUCAUGCCCUGGAGGAUGGUCACUGCCUACAAAACAUUCCUUGGUGUCCCCUCUGUGAGUCCAGGGCUCUUAGAACAGAAAGAGGGUAAAAGGUGGAGCAAGCAGCAGUGGAAAUGUUUCCAGUGUGGGGCUCCUGUGGGUUCUCUAGCAUCCGCUGCCCUCCCCUGGCUCCCCAGUCUCAGCGUGUCUACAGUGAUAGGUUUUUCUGUCACUGCUGUUUGAUAAUAAAGAGAUUCUGCUUUUGACAGUCA
Messenger RNA from Peromyscus californicus insignis, 2519 nucleotides. It is a transcript of the gene Ap1b1, whose product is annotated as adaptor related protein complex 1 subunit beta 1. Lineage: Eukaryota; Metazoa; Chordata; Mammalia; Rodentia; Cricetidae. The record is from RefSeq and is a predicted model, not a curated record. Gene Ontology annotation, biological process: vesicle-mediated transport; intracellular protein transport. Gene Ontology annotation, cellular component: membrane coat; clathrin adaptor complex.